This is a messenger RNA of Acyrthosiphon pisum (pea aphid), 1505 nucleotides long. RefSeq names its product angiotensin-converting enzyme. Gene Ontology annotation, cellular component: plasma membrane. The coding region runs from base 225 to 1490 and encodes 421 amino acids. The record is from RefSeq and is a predicted model, not a curated record. Lineage: Eukaryota; Metazoa; Arthropoda; Insecta; Hemiptera; Aphididae. Gene Ontology annotation, biological process: proteolysis. Gene Ontology annotation, molecular function: peptidyl-dipeptidase activity; metallopeptidase activity. The transcript is spliced from 8 exons.
AUUAUUUUUAAUGUGGUACCAUAGUAGAUUUAGGCUCUGAAUUAUAUACGUAUGCUUUUUUUGUUGUGUUUAACAAGUAUGACGUGUCAAAAUUAUGAACGUUUCCUAUACUCGUAAAUUGGUUAUCAUGCCAUUGUUUCGUAAUUAAACAACGAUUGUUCUAGUGGGUGUGGUACCUACGUUUAAAAUUGUCAAGAUUUUUUGAUUUUUGUAUCAGCAUUACGAUGAAAUUAUAUCAUUUGUGUGUCAUACUAUGUCUAUCGGCUACGGUCGUUUGGCGGCCAGUCCUGUCGGCAGGAAUAGAAGACUCCUCUCACAGGUCUGAAAUUGAGGCUUCCAAAUAUUUGGAAAACGCCAAUCGCGAAAUGGCCCAGUGGGCAAACCAAUACGCGCUUGCUGACUGGAAUUGGGCAACAAACUUGACUGACGAGAAUGCUGCAAAAAAGCUUGCCAUUAGCUUGGAAUAUAGCAAGUUCUCAAAAUGUAUGUGGGAAGAAACUGUUAAAUAUCCUUGGACAACAUACAAAGAUCCUAAUAUCAAAAGACAAUUCAAAUUAAUGUCAGACAUAGGAACAGAUGCUUUACCCGAAGACAAAGUGAAAAAAUUAGAGGAAACCAUUGAUGCCAUGCAAAGUUUGUACGACAAAGCCACCAUUCCAGAAUAUUGUGAAUCCAAUUCAAAUCGAACUUUGAGUUUUGAACCAGAUAUAACUGACAUAUUGGCUAAUAGUACUGAUGUAAAUGAACUGACAUAUAUGUGGGUUCAAUGGAGAGAGGCCACGGGAAAAAAAAUUCGACCUUUGUAUCCGGAAUACGUAAAACUGAACAACGAAGCGGCCAGAUUAAACAAUUACACGGAUACUGCAGAAUAUUGGAUUCGAGACUACGAAGUCGACGACUUUCGGCAGCGAAUAGAAUGUUUAUGGAAUCAGAUCAAGCCUCUAUACUUGCAAAUACAUGCUUACGUGCGUAGUAAGCUUAGGGAGAUAUACGGUGAAUCGCUGAUCACGAAAAAAGGACUUAUACCAGCACAACUGUUCGGUAAUAUGUGGGCGCAGUCGUGGGAAAAUUUGAAUGAUUUUACCCGACCAUAUCCAACCACCGACGAUGUAAACCCCACCUCAGCCAUGAUAGAUCAGAAGUACACUCCGAAAAAAAUGUUUAAAAUGGCCGAAGAGUUUUACACGUCCAUAAACUUGAGUCCAAUGACCCCAACUUUCUGGGAAAGAUCUGUUAUUGAGAAGCCAAAUGGUGUCGAUAUGGAAUGCUUUGCAUCAGCUUGGGACUUUAGCGAUUCUAAAGACUUCAGAAUCAAGGAAUGCACAUCGGUAAAUUUUAUAGAUUUUAUAACUCUCCACCACGAGAUGGGACACAUCGAAUACUACAUGCAAUACGCAAACCAGCCUUACAUAUACCACGGAGGAGCUAACGAAGGUACAAUUAUAUACGAGUAUUGUAAUAUUGUAAUAUUUUGUAGUAUUACACUAUAACUUUUGUUUAACAUU